This is a messenger RNA of Alosa sapidissima (American shad), 16480 nucleotides long. RefSeq names its product ubiquitin protein ligase E3 component n-recognin 4 (gene ubr4). The record is from RefSeq and is a predicted model, not a curated record. NCBI's taxonomy places the organism in Eukaryota, Metazoa, Chordata, Actinopteri, Clupeiformes, Clupeidae. Gene Ontology annotation, molecular function: zinc ion binding; protein binding.
UCUAAUAGAGAAUCUCAAGAUGGCGUCGAGUGGAGGAGAUGGAGAACCUGAGUGGACCGCCGCUGUACGACCGCUUUUAUCAGCGUCGUACACGGCUUUUGAAACGAAAGAGCUACCUCAGCUUAUAGGAUCCAUCAUUAACAGUGAAUCAGAGAUUCUACACCAUGACAAACAGUAUGAGCCAUUCUACUCAUCAUUUGUGGCCCUCUCUGCACAUUACAUCACCACAGUAUGUGGACAAAUCCCUAGAAUUCAGUUGCUGUCGGUAGCAGCCGCCUGUAAAGUAUUGAUUGAGUUUUCUCUACUGCGGCUGGAAAACCCAGAUGAAGCAUGUGCAGUUUCACAGAAGCACCUAAUCUUGUUAAUAAAGGGCCUCUGCACAGGCUGCAGUCGACUGGAUCGUACGGAGAUCAUCACCUUCACCGCUAUGAUGAAGUCUGCCAAACUCCCCCAGACCGUGAAGACGCUCUCAGAUGUGGAGGACCAGAAGGAACAACCCUCCCCAGUGAACCCGGAGUUAAGACACAAAGAAGUGCAAAUGAACUUUUUCAAUCAGCUGACCUCAGUCUUCAACCCAGACAUCACCAUCUUGGUCUCGCCCACCCCGCACAUGCAGGCUGAGAGUGAGUGUGAUGAGCAGUCCACGACAGAUCAGGCUACUCAAGCCAAAAUGAAGAAUGCCUUCAUCUCCCAAAAUGUGUCCAGUUUACAAGAACUAGGCGGGUCGGAGAAGUUGCUGCGAGUGUGCCUCAACCUACCCUACUUCCUGCGAUACAUCAACCGCUUCCAGGAUGCGGUGUCGGCCAACUCGUUCUUCAUCAUGCCGGCCACCGUGGCCGACGCCACAGCAGUUCGGAAUGGCUUCCACUCCCUGGUUAUUGACGUGACCAUGGCCUUGGAUACUCUCUCCCUGCCCGUGCUGGAGCCUCUGACUCCGGGUAGACUACUGGACGUGACUGUGCUGGCGCUCAGCUGCCUCUAUGCCGGUGUGAGUGUGGCCACCUGUAUGGCCAUCCUCCAGGUGGGCAGUGGCCUGCAGCUACGCUCCACCGGGGCCACCGGCUCCAAAGAGGAGGACUACGAAAACGACGCCGCCACCAUCGUACAGAAAUGCCUGGAGAUCUAUGACAUGAUCGGUCAGGCCAUCAGCAACUCGCGCCGAGCAGGGGGAGAGCACUACCAGAACUUCCAGCUGCUGGGUGCCUGGUGUCUGCUGAACAGCCUGUACCUCAUCCUCAACCUGAGCCCCACAGCGCUCGCCGACAAGGGGAAGGAGAAAGACCCGCUGGCCGCGCUGCGCGUCCGAGACAUCGCCAGCCGCACCAAAGACGGAGCAGGCUCUCCAAAGCUAGGCCCAGGAAAGGGGCACCAAGGGUUUGGGGUCCUCUCAGUCAUCUUGGCCAACCACUCCAUCAAGCUGCUCACCUCACUGUUCCAGGAUCUGCAAGUGGAAGCACUACACAGGGGCUGGGCGAGUGACGCCCCCCCAGCGGAACUGAACAUCAUGGCCCAGAGCACGUCCAUCCAGAGGGUCCAGCGGCUCAUCGACUCCGUGCCCCUCACCAACCUGCUCUUCACCCUGCUCUCCACUUCCUACAAGAAGGCAUGUGUGCUCCAGAGACAGAGGAAGGGCUCUGUGAGCAGCGACGCCAGCGCCUCCACCGACUCCAACACCUACUACGAGGACGACUUCAGCAGCACAGAGGAAGACAGCAGCCAGGAUGAUGACAGCGAGCCCAUUCUGGGGCUGUGGUUCGAGGAGACCAUCUCCCCCAGCAAGGAGAAGGUGGCCCCUCCGCCACCUCCUCCACCCCCGCCGCUGGAGACGUCGCCCAGGCUCAAGAGCCCCAGCAAGCAGGCGCCCGGAGAGAACGGAAACAUCCUGGCCAGCCGCAAGGACCCAGAGCUGUUUUUGAGUUUGGCCUCAAGCAUACUGAACUUCAUCACCACCUCAAUGCUGAAGUCCAGGAACAAUUUCAUCCGCAACUACCUGAGUGUGUCCCUGACCGAGCCGCACAUGGCCACCCUGGCCAGCAUCAUCAAGGAUGUGGACAAAGACGUCAAAGGGGCCUCUGAUGAAGAGUUUGCAUCAGCUCUUUACCACUUCAAUCACUCUCUGGUGACCUCCGACCUUCCAUCACCAGCGCUGCAGAAUACGCUGCUGCAGCAGCUAGGGGUGGCUCCGUUCUCGGAGGGCCCGUGGCCCAUGUACAUCCACCCCCAGUCCCUGUCGGUGCUGUCCAGACUGCUGCUCAUCUGGCAGCACAAGGCCAGCCAGCAGGGCGACCCCGACGUGCCAGAGUGCAUGAAGGUCUGGGAGAGGUUCGUGGGCACCCUGAAGCAGCACACGCUGCAGGGCUCGUUGCCCGGCGACGACGACCUGAACGUGGAGCACCUGCAGCUGCUGCUUCUCAUCUUCCACAACCUGUCGGACUCGGGCCGCCGCAGCGUGCUCACCAUGUGCACGCAGGCCAUCGUCGAGGUGGCCGCACACGUGGACACGCAGCUGCAGGCCGUGCCCCUCAACCUGGCCCGCAUCCUGCUCGUCUUCGACUACCUGCUGCACCAGUACUCCAAAGUCCCCAUGUACCUCUUUGAACAGGUCCAGUACAACCUGCUGACCCCGCCUGCGUCCGGAGGCAGCUCUGGGCAGGAUGGCGGCAAGCGUGGAUCCGCCCCGCUGUACUACGGCUUCAAGGAGGUGGAGGACAACUGGACCAAACACUGCUCGGCAGAUUCAACGGUUCAGCCCAAAUUCUACUGCGUCCUGUCUCCGGAGGCAUCAGAGGAUGACCGGAGCCGCCUAGACAGCAAGGUCUUCUACGUGUUGUUCAACAUUUCUGUGAAAUACGACAACCUGUACUCGAGUCUGGUCUCUCUGCUGUCGGCUGGCUCGCGGUUUGACAUGGGCAGAAGGCAGGAAAACAAACCAAUCACCCCAAUCGAGGCGUGCUCUCUGCAGUACUACUUCCUGGUGCUGUGGAGGAUUCUGGGAGUGCUUCCCCCAUCCAAAGCGUACGUGGAGCAGCUGAAGACGGGCAGCAGCGACCCCAGCGAGAGCGACAUCCUGCACACACUCCGCUGGUCGUCACGGCUACGCGUCAGCACAUAUGUCAACUGGAUCAAGGAGCACCUGUUGAAACAGGGCAUGAAGUUGGACCAUGCCACUUCUCUGGUUGAGAUGGCCUCUACCAAGUGCAGUGCAGUGAAGUAUGAUGUCGACCUGGCAGAGGAAUAUAUCGCUAGACAGAUUUCCUCCUUCAGCAGCGUGGACCCCGCCACCAUCCUGCCUCUUCACCAGGUGCCCUCCCUACAGACCAUCUACACACUGGACGCGGUCAUCUCCAAAGUGCAAGUGUCCCUGGACGAGCACUUCUCCAAGGUGGCCGCCGAGAGCGACCCACACAAGUCCUCCGAGAUCACCAAGAACCUACUGCCUGCCGCCCUGCAGCUCAUUGACCUGUACACUGCCUUCACACGCUCUUACCUUUUGAUGAGUCUCCCAGAGGAGGGGGAGAACAAGCCCACCGAGGCCAAACUGAAGGGCUACGCCGCCGUGCUCUCCAUCGGCUCCACGCGCUGCAAGGCCAACGUGCUCGGUCAGGCAGUGAUGCAGAAUCUCCCGUCAGCUGUGCAGACACUCUGCGAGACGUGGAACAACAUCCACACCAACGAGUUCCCCAACAUUGGCUCAUGGCGGAACGCGUUUGCCAACGACACAAUCCCGUCGGAGAGCUACAUCAGUGCCAUCCAGGCGGCACACCUGGGCACGCUGAGCAGCCAGUCUCUGCCGCUGGCGUCCUCGCUCAAGCACAUCCUCCUCUCCCUGGUGCGCCUCACCGGAGACCUGCUCGUCACGGAGGAGCUGAAUGCGUCCCAGGCCAUCCACGCGCUGCUGCCCCUUCUGCUGGAGAGCAGCACGGAGAGCGUGGCCGAGAUCGGCAGCACCUCUCUGGAGCGCAUCCUGGGCCCCGCCGAGUCGGACGCCUUCCUCGCCCGCGUCUACGAGCGCCUCGUCACCGGCUGCUACAACAUCAUCGCCAACCACUCCGACCCCAACAGUGGUCUGGAUGAGUCUGUGUUGGAGGAGUGCCUGAUGUAUCUGGAGAAGCAGCUGGAGAGCAGCCAAGUCAGGAAGGCCAUGGAGGAGUUCUUCUCCUUCAGUGGGGAACUGGUUCAGAUCAUGAUGGCAACUGCCAAUGAGAAUCUGUCUGCAAAGUUCUGCAACAGAGUGUUGAAAUUCUUCACCAAACUCUUUCAGCUUACGGAGAAGAGUCCGAACCCGAGCCUGCUGUACCUGUGCGGCUCCCUGGCCCAGCUGGCCUGCGUGGAGCCGUCGCGGCUGCAGGCCUGGCUCACGCGCAUGACCGCCACGCUGCCCAAGGACUCGGACCAGCUGGACACCGUGCAGGAGAACCGGCAGCUGCUGCAGCUGCUCACCACCUACAUCGUGCGCGAGACCAGCCAGGUCGGGGAGGGCGUCUGCACCGUGCUGCUCAGCACGCUCAUCCCCAUGGCAACAGAGAUGCUGGCCAAUGGCGACGGAGCCGGCUUCCCCGAGCUCAUGGUCAUCAUGGCAACGCUGGCCAGUGCCGGACAGGGGGCGGGACACCUGCAACUGCACCGUGCCGCCAUUGAUUGGCUGACCAGAUGUAAGAAGUACUUGUUCCAGAAGAAUGUUGUGGAGAAAGUGACGGCCAACGUCUCCCAAGGCAAACACGCCAGCAUGCUGGAGUGUGCCUGCCACAUCAUCUCCUACCUGGCGGACGUGAUGAACGCGCUCAGGCAGAGCAGCGGUCAGGGCUCGUCCCAGCUGCUGGUGGAGGGCGAGGAGAAGGCCAUCGAGGUCGACUCCGACUGGGUGGAGGACCUGGCAGUGGAGGAGGAGGACUCCCAAGCGGAGGACUCGGAUGAAGACUCCCUUUGCAACAAGCUGUGCACGUUCACCAUCACUCAGAAGGAGUUCAUGAACCAGCACUGGUACCAUUGUCACACGUGCAAGAUGGUGGAUGGGGUAGGUGUGUGCACAGUGUGUGCCAAGGUCUGUCACAAAGACCACGAGAUCUCCUAUGCCAAGUACGGCUCUUUCUUCUGUGACUGCGGGGCCAAGGAGGAUGGCAGCUGCCAGGCGCUGGUCAAGCGCAGCCCCAGCAGUGGCAUGGGCUCCACCAUGAAGGAGUCGUCGGCGUUCCAGAGCGAGCUGCGCAUGCCGGAGAGCGCCAUCCGCCACCAGAACGCCUCGCCCGCCGACAAGGCCAAGGUGACCAUCUGCGACGGCAAGCCCGGCGACGACGAGAAGCCCAAGAAGAGCAGUGUUUGCAAGAACAUCGAAGGCUGCCGCGAGGACCUGCUCGCACAAGUGUCGAGCUCCAGCACGGCCGCUCUGAUCCUGGAGAUGCUCAUCUUCCUGAUGGACGCCAUCCAGACCAACUUCCACCAGGCGUCCGCCGUGGGAUCCAGCAGUCGCGCCCAGCAGGCCCUCAACGAGCUGCACACGCAGGACAAGAGCGUGGAGAUGACCGACCAGCUCAUGGUGCCCACGCUGGGAUCCCAGGAGGGCGCGUUCGAGAACGUGCGCAUGAACUACAGCGGUGACCAGGGGCAGACCAUCCGGCAGCUGAUCAGCGCUCACGUGCUGCGCCGUGUGGCCAUGUGUGUGCUCUCCUCGCCGCACGGCCGCCGACAGCACCUCGCCGUCAGCCACGAGAAGGGAAAGAUCACCGUUCUGCAGCUGUCGGCGCUCCUGAAGCAGGCCGACUCCAGCAAGAGGAAGCUGACGCUGACGCGCCUGGCCUCCGCCCCCGUACCCUUUACCGUGCUCAGCCUCACCGGCAACCCCUGCAACGAGGACUACCUGGCCGUCUGCGGACUCAAGGACUGCCAUGUCCUGACGUUCAGCAGCACGGGCUCGGUGUCCGAUCACCUGGUCCUGCACCCCCAGCUGGCCACCGGAAACUUCAUCAUCAAGGCCAUCUGGCUGCCCGGCUCCCAGACCGAGCUGGCCAUCAUCACGGCCGAUUUUGUCAAGAUUUAUGACCUUUCCGUGGACGCCCUGAGCCCCAUGUACUACUUCCUGCUGCCGAGCUCAAAGAUCCGCGACGCCACCUUCCUGUUCAACGAGGAGGGCAAGAACAUCAUCGUCAUCAUGUCAUCUGCUGGCUACAUGUACACACAGGUGAUGGACGAGUCCAGCAGCGCCCAGCACGGCCCCUUCUACGUCACCAACGUGCUGGAGAUCAACCACGAGGACCUCAAGGACAGUAAUGGGCAGGUGGCGGGCGGCGGUGUGUCCGUGUACUACUCCCACGUGCUCCAGAUGCUCUUCUUCAGCUACAGCCAGGGCAAGUCUUUCGCAGCCACGGUCAACCGCAGCAACAUGGACAUGCAGAGACUCUUCACCAUCAAUGUGAAAGGGUCUAACGGGGGCAGUAAGACGUCCCCCGCGCUGUGCCAGUGGUCAGAGGUGAUGAACCACCCCGGGCUGGUGUGCUGCGUGCAACAGACCACGGGCAUCCCCCUGGUCAUCAUGGUGAAGCCGGACACCUUCCUCAUCCAGGAGAUCAAAACGCUGCCAGCCAAGGCCAAGAUCCAGGACAUGGUGGCGAUCCGGCACACGGCGAGUAACGAGCAGCAGCGCACCACCAUGAUCCUGCUGUGCGAGGACGGCAGCCUGCGCAUCUACAUGGCCAACGUGGAGAACACGUCCUAUUGGCUGCAGCCCUCGCUCCAGCCCAGCAGCGUCAUCAGCAUCAUGAAGCCCGUCCGCAAGCGCAAGGCCGCCGCCGCCACCACAAGGACAUCAAGCCAGAUGACCUUCCCAGUGGAUUUCUUUGAGCACAACCAGCAGCUGACAGAGGUUGAGUACGGUGGGAACGACCUGCUGCAGGUCUACAACGGACAGCAGAUCAAACACCGCCUCAACUCCACGGGGAUGUACGUGGCCAACACCAAGCCUGGCGGCUUCACGGUGGAGAUUGUGAACAACAACAGCUCCAUGGUGAUGACGGGCAUGCGGGUGCAGGUGGGCACGCAGGCCAUCGAGCGCGCGCCGUCCUACGUGGAGGUGUUUGGGCGCAGCAUGCAGCUGAACCUGACGCGCUCGCGCUGGUUCGACUUCCCCUUCACGCGCGAGGAGGCCCUGCAGGCUGACAAGAAGCUCGCCGUCUUCAUCGGAGCCUCAGUGGACCCUGCUGGCGUCACGAUGCUGGACUCUCUGAAGAUCUACGGCAAGACCAAGGAGCAGUUUGGCUGGCCGGACGAGCCUCCGGAGGACUUCCCCUCGGCCUCCGUCAACAACGUGUGCAGCCCCAACCUCAACCCCGGCAACGGCGCCAGCGACAGCGACAUCACCGUCCCCGCCUCCACCAGUGGAACUGUGCUGGAGAGACUGGUGGUCAGUUCUCUGGAGGCGUUGGAAAGCUGCUUUGCGGUGGAAUCCUCCACUGAGAAGGAGAAGAACAAGACGGCCGCUCUGGAGCUGGCUACGCUGCUGCUGUCCAUGCCCACCCCUGCAGGCGUGCAGCAGCAGACCAAAGGGCUCCUGGCCAGUCUGCACACCAGCCGCGUCGCCUACCACAACCACAAGGACCAGUCCCUGCUGAGCAACGCAGUGCAGUGUCUGAGCAGCUGCAGUAAGGACAUGAAGGAGCUGGACCCCGACGUGUUCCAGAGGCUGGUCAUCACCGCCCGCUCCAUUGCCAUCAUGAGGCCCAACAACCUGGUGCACUUCACCGAGACCAAACUCCCACAUGCCGAGUCAGAGAUGACCGAAGAUGGCCAGAAGCAAGCUGACGGCGAGGGCUGCAACUUCAUCAUGCAGCUGGUGAAUAACUUCUGGAAGCUCCACGCUCUCAAACCAAAGAAUGCUUUCCUGGCUCCGGCCUGUUUGCCAGGGCUUACCCACAUCGAGGCCACAGUGAAUGCUCUUGUGGACAUCAUCCAUGGCUACUGCACCUGCGAACUGGACUACAUCAACGUGGCCUCCAAAAUCUACAUGCAAAUGCUGCUGUGUCCAGACACGUCUGUGAGCUUCGCCUGCAAGCAGGCCCUCAUCCGCGUCCUGCGGCCCAGGAACAAGCGCCGCCACGUGACCCUGCCCUCUCCACCGCGCUCCAACACACCCAUGGGUGACAAAGAUGAUGAUGACGACGACGACGCCGAUGACAAAAUGCAACCGUCGGGCAUGACCACAGGAGAGAGCGGCCGCCAGGAGAGCCAAGAGCAAAGCGAGGUGGAUCACGGCGAUUUUGAGAUGGUGUCUGAGUCCAUGGUCCUGGAGACGGCGGAGAGCGUGAACAACGGGAACCCGUCGCCCCUGGAGGCGCUGCUGGCCGGGGCCGAAGGCUUCCCCCCGAUGCUGGACAUCCCUCCGGACGCCGACGACGAGACCAUGGUGGAGCUGGCCAUCGCUCUCAGCCUUCAGCAGGACCAGCAAGGCAGCAGCAGCAGUGCUCUGGGUCUCCAGAGUCUGGGUCUGUCUGGCCAGGCCCCCAGCUCCUCGUCACUGGACGCAGGAACCCUCUCAGACACGACUGCAUCAGCCCCGGCCUCGGACGACGAGGGGAGCACAGCGGCCACGGACGGCUCCACGCUGCGCACCUCUCCCGCCGAGCACGGGGGCAGCGUGGGCUCCGAGAGCGGCGGCAGCGCCAUCGACUCCGUGGCCGGAGAGCACAACGUGUCCGGCCGCAGCAGUGCGUACGGGGACGCCACGGGGGAGGGCCACCCGGCGGGCCCCGGCAGCGUGAGCUCCAGCACGGGGGCCAUCAGCACCACCACGGCCCAGCAGGAGGGGGACGGCUCGGAGGGGGAGGGCGAGACCGAGGGGGACAUCCACACCAGCAACAGACUGCACAUGGUGCGUCUGAUGCUGCUGGAACGUCUGCUGCAACACCUGUCCCAGCUGCACAGCGUGGGCGGCGUGCGCGCCAUCCCUUACAUGCAGGUGAUCCUCAUGCUGACCGCAGACCUGGACGGAGAGGACGAGAAGGACAAGGGGGCGCUGGACGACCUGCUGUCGCAGCUCAUCGCCGAGCUCGGCAUGCACAAGAAGGACGUCUCCAAGAAAAACGAGAGGAGUCCCAUCAACGAGGUCCACCUGGUCAUCAUGAGGCUCCUCAGCGUCUUCAUGUCUCGCACCAAAUCUGGAUCCAAAUCCUCAUCUGAGUCGUCGUCGCUCAUCUCCAACGCCACGGCGACAGCCCUGCUCAGCCUAGGUGCCAUCGACUACUGUCUGCACGUGCUCAAGUCGCUGCUGGAGUUCUGGAAGACGCAGCAGGGCGAGGAGGAGCCGGCGGCCGCCAGCCAGCUGCUCAAGCCCCACGCGUCCUCCUCCCCACCGGACAUGAGCCCCUUUUUCCUGCGGCAGUAUGUCAAGGGCCACGCCUCUGACGUGUUUGAGGCCUACUCUCAGCUGCUCACCGAGAUGGUGCUUCGGCUGCCCUACCAGAUCAAGAAGAUCGCCGACACCAACCCACGCAUCCCACCCCCCAUCUUUGACCAUUCCUGGUUCUACUUCCUGUCCGAGUACCUGAUGAUCCAGCAGACGCCGUUUGUGCGCAGACAGGUGCGCAAGCUGCUGCUGUUCAUCUGCGGCUCCAAGGAGAAGUACCGGCAGCUGCGCGACCUGCACACGCUGGACUCGCACGUGCGUGGCAUCAAGAAGCUGCUGGAGGAGCAGGGCAUCUUCCUGCGCGCCGGCGUCGUCACGGCGUCCUCGGGCUCCGCCCUGCAGUAUGACACCCUCAUCAGCCUGAUGGAGCAUCUGAAGGCCUGUGCAGAAAUUGCCACUCAAAGAACCAUCAACUGGCAGAAGUUCUGCAUGAAGGAUGAGUCGGUCCUGUACUUCCUGCUGCAGGUGAGCUUCCUGGUGGACGAGGGCGUGUCCCCUGUGCUGCUGCAGCUGCUGUCCUGUGCCCUGUGUGGCAGUAAGGUCCUGGCAGCCUCCUCCUCGGGCGGUUCCAGCGGCGGAUCAGGGGCCUCCCAGUCCUCCCAGAGCAAGUCCUCCAGCAAGAAGAGCAAGAAGGAGGACAAGGAGAAGGAGAAAGAGGGAGAGGGCGUUGGUAGUCUUGAGGAUCAGCUGUGCACUGCUCUGGUCAGUCAGCUAAACAAGUUUGCAGACAAGGAGACUCUGAUCCAGUUCCUGCGCUGCUUCCUCCUGGAGUCCAACUCCUCGUCUGUGCGCUGGCAAGCCCACUGCCUGGCCCUGCACAUCUACAGAAACUCCAGCAAGUCCCAGCAGGAGCUGCUCCUGGACCUCAUGUGGGCCAUCUGGCCAGAGCUCCCUGCGUACGGGCGCAAGGCGGCACAGUUUGUGGACCUGCUCGGCUACUUCUCCCUCAAGACGCCUCAGACGGACAAAAAGCUGAAGGAGUACUCACAGAAGGCUGUGGAAAUUCUAAGAACCCAAAACCACAUCCUCACCAACCACCCCAACUCCAACAUCUACAACACCCUGUCUGGGCUCGUCGAAUUUGAUGGAUUUUACCUGGAAAGUGAUCCCUGUUUGGUCUGCAACAACCCCGAAGUGCCGUUCUCAAACAUCAAACUGUCAUCGAUCAAGGUAGACACGCGGUACACCACCACCCAGCAGGUGGUCAAGCUGAUCGGCAGCCACACCAUCAGCAAAGUCACAGUGAAGAUCGGGGAUCUCAAACGCACCAAGAUGGUGCGCACCAUUAACCUGUACUACAACAAUAGAACAGUGCAGGCCAUCGUGGAGCUGAAAAACAAGCCGGCCCGCUGGCACAAGGCCAAGAAGGUGCAGCUGACCCCCGGCCAGACGGAGGUGAAAAUCGACCUGCCCCUGCCCAUCGUGGCGUCCAACCUGAUGAUCGAGUUCUCCGACUUCUACGAGAACUACCAGGCCUCCACGGAGACGCUGCAGUGCCCGCGGUGCAGCGCGUCUGUGCCCGCCAACCCAGGAGUGUGUGGCAACUGCGGAGAGAACGUGUACCAGUGCCACAAGUGCAGAUCCAUAAACUACGAUGAGAAGGACCCCUUCCUGUGUAACGCCUGUGGCUUCUGCAAGUACGCCCGCUUUGAUUUCAUGCUGUACGCCAAGCCCUGCUGCGCUGUGGAUCCCAUUGAGAACGAAGAGGACAGGAAGAAGGCGGUGACCAACAUCAACACACUGCUGGAUAAGGCAGACCGAGUGUACCACCAGCUCAUGGGCCACCGGCCCCAACUGGAGAGCCUGCUGUCCAAGGUGAAUGAGGCCGCCCCAGAGAAGACACAGGAUGACACGGGCGCCGGUGCAGGCCUGGGCACCUCCACGGCCAGUGUGAACCGCUACAUCCAGCAGCUGGCACAGGAGUACAGCGGAGACUGCAAGACCUCUUUUGAUGAGCUCUCCAAAAUCAUCCAGAAAGUGCUGGCGUCGCGUAAGGAGCUGCUGGAAUAUGACCUGCAGCAGCGUGAGGCGGCCACGCGUUCCUCGCGCUCCAGCUCUGGCGCCCACCAGCCCACCUUCACGGCCAGCCAGUACCGCGCGCUCUCCGUGCUGGGCUGCGGCCACACCUCGUCCACCAAGUGCUACGGCUGCGCAUCGGCCGUCACGGGCCACUGCAUCACGCUGCUGCGCGCCCUGGCCACCAACCCCGCCAUCCGGCAGAUCCUGGUCCUGCAGGGCCUCAUCCGCGAGCUCUUCGAGUACAACCUGCGCCGCGGCACCGGUGGCAUGCGCGAGGAGGUGCGCCAGCUCAUGUGUCUCCUCACCAGAGAUCACCCUGAGGCCACCCAGCAGAUGAACGACCUCAUCCUCGCCAAAGUGUCCGCAGCGCUCAAGGGCCACUGGGCCAACCCGGACCUGGUGAGCAGUCUGCAGUAUGAGAUGCAGCUCCUCACCGACUCCAUUGCCAAGGAAGGAGGAUGCUGGGAGUUGCGUCUGCGAUGUGCUCUCAGUCUGUUCCUGAUGGCGGUGAACAUUAAGACCCCCGUGGUGGUGGAAAACAUCACUCUGAUGUGCCUCAGAAUCCUCCAGAAACUGAUCAAGCCCCCUGCCCCUACCAGCAAAAAGAACAAGGAUUCUGCAGUGGAGUCCCUGACGACCGUAAAGCCAUACAGCAACGAGAUCCACGCACAGGCCCAGCUGUGGCUCAAAAAGGAUCCCAAAGCCUCGUAUGAGGCCUGGAAAAAGUGCCUUCCAGCCAGAUGUCAGGAGACUGUCUCGAAGCCUGCGAACAAGACGGAUGUGCGGAGACAGUACCUGAUGGAGAAGUACGUGUGGAAGUGGAAGCAGUUUGUCCGCUCGCGGUCCGAGAACCUGUUCCCACGCCUGCUCAAACUGGGCCACAACAACUGGCUGCGACAGGUGCUCUUCACCCCAGCCACUCAGGCGGCGAGGCAAGCGGCCUGCACCAUCGUCGAGGCCCUCACCACCAUCCCCAGCCGCAAGCAGCAGGUGCUGGACCUCCUCACAAGCUAUCUAGACGAGCUGAGCAUAGCAGGGGAGUGCGCAGCGGAGUACCUGGCCCUCUACCAGAAGCUCAUCAAGCCAGCGCACUGGAAAGUCUACCUGGCCGCUCGAGGAGUUCUGCCCUACAUCGGCAAUCUCAUCACCAAGGAAAUCGCCCACCUGCUGGCACUGGAGGAGGCCACCCUGAGCACAGACCUGCAGCAGGGCUAUGCACUCAAGAGUCUGACCGGGCUGCUGUCCUCCUUCGUGGAGGUGGAGUCGAUCAAGCGGCACUUCAAGAGCCGCCUGGUUGGCACGGUGCUGAACGGCUACCUGUGCCUGAGGAAGCUGGUGGUGCAGCGCACCAAGCUCAUCGACGAGACGCAGGACAUGCUGUUGGAGAUGCUGGAGGACAUGACCACAGGGACAGAGUCAGAGACGAAGGCUUUCAUGGCGGUGUGCAUCGAGACUGCCAAGCGCUACAACCUGGAUGACUACCGCACACCGGUGUUUAUCUUUGAAAGACUAUGCAGCAUCAUCUAUCCGGAGGAGAACGAGGUGACUGAGUUCUUUGUGACGCUGGAGAAGGACCCUCAGCAGGAGGACUUCCUGCAGGGCCGCAUGCCGGGCAACCCCUACAGCAGCAACGAGCCGGGCAUCGGGCCUCUCAUGAGGGACAUCAAGAACAAGAUCUGCCAGGACUGCGACCUGGUGGCCCUGCUGGAGGACGACAGCGGCAUGGAGCUCCUUGUGAACAACAAGAUAAUCAGCUUGGAUCUGUCUGUAGCUGAGGUCUACAAGAAAGUGUGGUGCCCCACCAAUGAGGGAGAGCCAAUGAGGAUCAUUUACAGGAUGAGGGGUCUCCUGGGAGAUGCGACAGAGGAGUUCAUCGAGUCGCUAGACUCCACCACUGAUGAAGAGGAGGAUGAGGAGGAGGUGUACAAGAUGGCUGGCGUGAUGGCCCAGUGUGGAGGUCUGGAGUGUAUGCUCAAUCGCCUGUCUGGAAUUAAGGACUUCAAGCAGGGCAGACACUUGCUCACUGUGCUGCUGAAGUUGUUCAGCUACUGUGUGAAGGUGAAGAUCAACAGACAACAGCUGGUCAGGCCGGAGAUGAACACGCUGAACGUCAUGCUGGGCACUCUGAACCUGGCCCUGGUGGCGGAACAGGAGAGUAAGGACAGUGGUGGAGCCUCGAUAGCCGAGCAGGUCCUUAGCAUCAUGGAGAUCAUCCUGGACGAGGCCAACGCGGAGACGGUGUCUGAAGACAAGGGUAACUUGCUGCUGACGGGCGAUAAGGACCAGCUGGUGAUGCUGCUGGAGCAGAUCAACACGCCGUUCGUGCGCUCCAACCCCAGCGUCCUGCAGGGCCUGCUGCGCAUCAUCCCCUACCUGUCCUUCGGAGAGCUGGAGAAAAUGCACAUCCUGGUUGAACGCUUUAAGCCCUGCUGCAGUUUUGACAAGUACGAUGAGGAACACAGUGCAGAUGAUAAGGUCUUUCUGGACUGCUUCUGCAAGAUUGCCGCCGGCAUCAAGAACAACAGCAACGGCCACCAGCUCAAGGACCUGAUCCUGCAGAAGGGCAUCACACAGAGUGCCCUAGACUACAUGAAGAAACAUAUCCCCAGCGCCAAAAAUUUGGAUGCAGAUGUGUGGAAGAAGUUCUUGUCCAGACCCGCCUUGCCCUUCAUCCUCCGGCUACUUCGUGGCCUGGCCACACAGCACCCCCCUACACAGAUGCUGAUAGGGACCGACUCCAUCAGCAACCUCCACAAGCUGGAGCAGGUGUCCAGUGACGAGGGCAUCGGCACGCUGGCGGAGAACCUUCUGGAAGCGCUCCGUGAGCACGCGGACGUCAACCUGAAGAUCGACGCGGCGCGGCGGGAGACGCGGGCGGAGAAGAAGCGCAUGGCCAUGGCCAUGAGACAGAAGGCGCUCGGCACUCUGGGAAUGACGACCAAUGAGAAGGGCCAGGUGGUGACCAAGACGUCGCUGCUGAAGCAGAUGGAGGAGCUGAUCGAGGAGCCGGGGCUGACCUGCUGCAUCUGCAGAGAGGGCUACAAGUUCCAGCCCACCAAGGUGUUGGGGAUUUAUACGUUCACCAAGCGGGUGGCCUUGGAGGAGUUUGAAAACAAGCCCCGCAAGCAGCAGGGCUACAGCACUGUGUCGCACUUUAACAUAGUCCACUACGACUGUCACCUCGCUGCUGUCAGGCUGGCUCGUGGGCGAGAGGAGUGGGAGAGCGCCGCCCUACAGAAUGCCAACACCAAGUGCAAUGGGCUUCUCCCUGUUUGGGGGCCACACGUACCCGAAUCAGCCUUUGCCACCUGCUUGGCAAGGCACAACACAUAUCUGCAGGAGUGCACAGGGCAGCGGGAGCCCACCUACCAGCUCAACAUCCACGACACCAAGCUGCUGUUCCUGCGCUUCGCCAUGGAGCAGUCCUUCAGCGUGGACACAGGGGGCGGGGGCCGCGAGAGCAACAUCCACCUCAUCCCCUACAUCAUCCACACAGUCCUCUAUGUCCUCAACACCACCAGAGCCACGUCUCGUGAGGAGAAGAACCUGCAGAGCUUCCUGGAGCAGCCGUGCGAGAAGUGGGUGGAGAGCUCGUACGAGGUGGACGGCCCGCACUACUACACGGUGCUGUCCAUGCACAUCAUGCCACCCGAGCGCUGGAGGUCCACGCGCCUCGACUUCCUGCGCCGCCUGCUCCUCGUCGCGCACGCCCGCAAGGUCUCGCCUACCGGAGCCAACAAGCUCACAGAUAAAACUGUGAAAGAAUAUGCAGUUUACCGCUCGCCUCUUCUCUUCUGGGGUCUGGUGGAUCUCAUCUAUGACAUGUUCAGGAAAGUGCCCACCAGUAACACAGAGGGAGGCUGGUCCUUCUCAUUGGCGGAGUACGUGCGGCACAAUGACAUGCCCAUCUACGAGGCCUCGGAACGGGUGCUCAGAGCCUUCCAGGACGAGCUCAUGCCUGCUGAAUCGUUCUCAGAGUUCCUCGACGUCGUAGGUCUUCUCUCGGACAUCCCUGACCCCGACGGCUUCCUGCAGGAUCUGUUGAACUCUGUGCCCUGAUGGCAUUCAGCCGAGCAAGCGCCCACACUGGACUGGCUGCCAUCCUGCCCCAAAGUGGGGUGGCUUUGAAGAAAGGGGUGAUGGAAGGCUGGCCACCGCAUGGCCCCCCCGCCUCGAAGACACCCUUCCCAUGCCCCCCAACCCACCCCACCCAUCCACAAGGGACACUGUUUAAUCAGAGCCCUGCCCCCCCCCCCCCCCUCCAAUAAACAUCUAUACAUACACACACACACACACACACACACACACACACACUCUAUACAGUUCCUAAUCUCCAUUAUGGGUAAACAUUAGCGUUUUCAACUAUAACUCUCCAACCAGGAAACUUCUGUGUGUAGUCUGACGAGUUAAAACAAAAAAACAAAACAAAAAAGGAAAAAUUAUAUCAAAAUAAAACAAAAUGCAGUUAUUACAUUUUUUUUCUGUAACAUUUAAUACAGUCACCAGUGCUGUUCUGAUUAAAAUGUUGAAGGUGAAAAUCUGACAGUAACUCUUCAGAAGUGUAUUUUUUGGGGGAGGGGUGGUUUUGAUUACAAUGUUCAAAAGUGACUUUUUCGUUCCCCUUGCCCCUCUUAUGAUUAUCCUCGUAUUUUUUUGUUUUGUUUUGUUUGAUUAUUGAGUUAAUUUCCUACUCGGCGUAUCACAGGAUUGUGAAUACAGUUGUUCUGUUAUGCACUAUGUUUCUGGGCUUUUGCGGUGGUGUUCUACAGCUGAUUGUAUUUUGUGGGGAGGGCUGUGGCCUGAUGCUGGUUGUGUGUGUGUGUGUGCGCGCUGCGUGUGUGUGUGUGUGUGUUUGUUUGAUUUUUUUCGUUUGUUUUGUUUUCAAGUUGAUGCGCAUGUGUAAGAUUUUUUUUUUUCUUCCAUUAAUUAAAAAAAUGCUGCGAGUUUUAAAAUGCAUAGCUAACCCAGGACAGUGGUCCAUCUCUGUUAACUGAAGUGAAUCCUGACAUGUAACAGGAGGAGAACUUGCAACAACAAUUAAACUUCACUUCUCAAGAUGAAACUAUAAAA